Molecule: messenger RNA, 2551 nt
Organism: Toxorhynchites rutilus septentrionalis
Lineage: Eukaryota; Metazoa; Arthropoda; Insecta; Diptera; Culicidae
Product: glycoprotein-N-acetylgalactosamine 3-beta-galactosyltransferase 1-like
Exons: 7
Coding region: 1024-2253 (409 amino acids)
Cellular component (GO): membrane
Molecular function (GO): N-acetylgalactosaminide beta-1,3-galactosyltransferase activity
Source: RefSeq, a predicted model, not a curated record
CUGUCAUCUUCGGGUCUAUUCGUGUUUUGUUCCUUUCAUUCAUUUCGGUACAAAAUCAACAAAAUAUUUUGUAAAUAGAAAAGUUUGAUUAUACUAAAGUUUGCGUAGUAAAACAUGGAACAUGGCAUGAACACGUGAAUUAUAUGCUGGUUUGAAUAUGUCGGAUAGAGAUAGGCAAUCUCUUCUCGUCGGUUUUGGCUUUCCGACUGCCGUUGUGUCAGUGGAAAUGAAUACAUUAUGUCGGCUUGUUACGCAUAUGCUAUUUCCUGCUAAUAUCUCAAAUUAACAAACAUAUCUCAAAUUAAAACAUGGUAUAACUGACAUUAACUAUUUCCAAUGUGAAACAAGAUCCUAUCAACAGAAAUAGCGAAACAGCUAGCUAACGACUCUCCGCAUCCCGAUUAUUGAUAUUGAUUCUGCAUGUGAUAGCCAUUGGAUACAACAAAACCGCGAAAUAUGGAAAAACGCGUGGUUCUAUCCAAAAAAUAAAUGAAGAAUGGUAAUUAACGAACCGUAUCAUAUCACUGCACACAGCUACAAUUCCCUUUAAUGAUGCUGAUGAUGGUGAUGAUGUCGGAUAAAGCCAAACAAAGCAGAACAAAAAAGCGACAACCGAUUUUUGAUGAGUGAGAUUGUAUGAAAAAACAUAACAAAAAACAACUCAUCACCCGCUGCAUGCUGUACGCUAAUUCAUUUCCGGAAAACAGAGGCUUCUAAUGGGAAAUAGUUCAUGUGGCGAAGCCCAGAUUAAAUGUAGAACAAAAUAGUAGUUAUUCAGUGUUUGCAGAAUUAGCUUGCGGAGUUGAGUGAAACACAGCAUCUGGAAGAGUUUUCAGAUGCUUUAUUAGACAUGCUGACAUGAAAAGUGAUUAGUAAUUUACAUAAAAACAAAAAUCAGUGAAAGUUGAAACAUACGAGAUUAUUUGGAACAAAUGAGACUCAAAGUGAAGUUGUGCAAUACAUUAGCAAUUCUAUUCAUCGACACUAUUCGUUGAAUUAAAGCGAUUGAAAGCAGUUUUAGUCAUGAAAAUAACGGAAAUAGGAUCUCGCAGCCAUGGGCAGCCGCGAACGCUUGUGACGCUCAUCUUCGGCACGGUGUUGGGUUUUAUGUUUGCCACCUUCAUAAGUUCCAGCACGAGUCGAUCGCCCUGGCUUCCGGAGUAUUACCACUCUCGGGAGCCACCGGCGAUUGCCAGUGAUCCUCAUACGGGCCACGAGUUGAAGGAUGCAGCAGGGCCUGAGCAGGAUGUAGGAUUUCACGGCGAACACGAAGAGGCUCAUGCUCUCGAAAACUCCUCACUGGCAGACCAGUUGCAUCGCGAGGUACGUGUACUUUGCUGGAUCAUGACAAACCCGGCUAACCAUAAGAAGAAAGCACUUCACGUUAAACGCACUUGGGGAUCGAGAUGUAAUAAGUUGCUGUUCAUGAGUUCGAAAGCGGAUCCCGUACUGGAUUCGAUAGCAUUGCCAGUAAAAGAAGGUCGCAAUAAUUUGUGGGCCAAAACGAAAGAAGCAUUUAAAUACAUUUACCAGCAUCAUCUGGACGAUGCUGACUGGUUCAUCAAGGCUGAUGACGACACAUAUGUCGUAGUUGAAAAUCUUAGAUUAAUGCUGUACCCGUACUCGCCUAGUUUUCCUAUUUAUUUUGGAUGCAAGUUUAAGCCAUUCGUCAAACAAGGAUACAUGUCCGGAGGGGCUGGAUAUGUGCUCAGUAAGACAGCAGUCAAACGUUUUGUCGAAGAGGCGAUUCCUAAUAAAAACUGUCGACAAGAUAAUGAUGGUGCCGAAGAUGUAGAGAUGGGAAAAUGUAUGGAAUUGGUCAAAGUUCUAGCGGGCGACUCAAGAGACUCUCUAGAACGUGGAAGAUUUUUCCCUUUUGUUCCUGAACAUCAUUUGAUCCCGAAUCAUGUGGAUAGAGAUUUCUGGUACUGGAAGUAUAUAUAUUACAAGACGGAUGAGGGUCUCGAUUGCUGCUCAGAUAACGCAAUCUCGUUUCACUAUGUCUCACCCAACCAAAUGUAUGUGCUGGACUAUCUGAUAUAUCAUUUGCGACCCUAUGGUAUCGUAGCCCAUUCGCAACCUCUACCAAAGAAGCUCUCUUUAACGGACGUGGUCCAUUCGGAUGAUCUAAGUAAAACUACUGAAAGACCCAACAAUGAGCAAACGAAGGAUAUUGAAGAGCUCGACGAGCAGCAGAACCGACUGCUGAAUAUCCUAAAUAGAGAACAAGCCAACAGUUUACUGUUGGAGUAGCAGUGAUAAAAGGUAGUCACUAGUAUGUAUAGCUAAAACAGAAUAGCUGUUUACAGUGUGCAUGUGUGCAUUUUUGAAUGCGUAUGUUUGUAUGAUUUUCGAGAUUGAAACGUUUCAUAGGACGUGUUUGAAGGCAUUAAACAAAUAAAAUUCAUGCGCCAUAUUAACUAAAUGCUGUAGAGCAGAGAUAUACCAAAGUUUUUUUUUAUAUAAGGUCCAGUAGGAGUAACUCAUUCCUGAUAUUGCUGUAUCCAAUGAAUUUUGAAAUAAUUAUUUCAAUAAAAACCAUAACACAAAA